Messenger RNA from Schizophyllum commune H4-8, 972 nucleotides. Its product is annotated as NAD(P)-binding protein. Bases 50 to 952 code for a protein of 300 amino acids. The record is from RefSeq and is a predicted model, not a curated record. NCBI's taxonomy places the organism in Eukaryota, Fungi, Basidiomycota, Agaricomycetes, Agaricales, Schizophyllaceae. The transcript is spliced from 4 exons. Gene Ontology annotation, molecular function: oxidoreductase activity, acting on the CH-OH group of donors, NAD or NADP as acceptor.
GUUCACCAUCCUCCGUCCCCCAACUUUGCCCACCCGUGUGCUAUAGAUCAUGGCCGCCGAACGCGAUCAGCUCACCAGUCGGGUCAUCCCGCAGAUAACCCUUUCGACUCGCGAGAACCCCUUGACGGCCGUGAAGAAGAUACCCGACACCGUAACCAAUCCCGCUGAACGUGCAGCCCUCCGCUUCGCGAUCUCUGGGAACGGCAUCAUUGCUGGCGGAUCUGGCGCCCUUGGUCUGGAGUUCGCACGAGGGCUGUUGGAGCACGGUGCACGCGGUGUUUGCCUGUUCGACCUUGAGCCAUCGUUCGCGCAGUCGCAGGCGCAGAUCGAGAAGCUCAGGACAGAUUUCCUGGACAGAAAAAUUGUGACGGCGGUCGUGAAUGUUGCUGACAAUGACACCGUCGAAGCCGGCGUCUCCAAGGCUGCUGCUGAGCUCGGCAGUGUUGACUUCCUGGUCUGCUGUGCUGGAAUCGUCUGCACUGCGCAUGCCACCGACCACUCAGUGCGCGAUUGGCAAAGAGUUUUGGACGUCAACACGACGGGUACUUGGCUUUGCGCGCAGGCCGUUGGCAAACAAAUGAUCAAGCAGCAAACUGGCGGCAGCAUCAUCUUCAUCGCCUCCAUCUCCGGGCACUCGGUCAACUUCCCGCAACCGCAGGUUGCAUACAACACCUCCAAAGCCGCCGUCCUGCACAUCAAAGACAGCCUCGCCGCAGAGUGGGCGCGCUAUGGCAUCCGGGUUAACAGCAUCAGCCCGGGCUACAUGGACACCAUCCUCAACGAGGGCGACGGCCUGGAAGAGUGCCGGCGAGUCUGGUACGCGCGGAAUCCGAUGGGCAGGAUGGGGGAUCCCAGUGAGAUCGUUGGCGCCGGCAUACUAUUGACGAGUCUGGCUGGAAGGUAUAUCAACGGGGCUGAUAUUGUGGUGGAUGGUGGCGGCCUGGUUUUCUAAAUGUGGUGCCAACGAUAAAU